Messenger RNA from Durio zibethinus, 766 nucleotides. RefSeq names its product protein BREAKING OF ASYMMETRY IN THE STOMATAL LINEAGE-like. The record is from RefSeq and is a predicted model, not a curated record. Lineage: Eukaryota; Viridiplantae; Streptophyta; Magnoliopsida; Malvales; Malvaceae.
CUGUCUGUCUCUUCCCCUAUCAAACUGUUAAGAGAAGAAUAGGAAAGACUGCAAAGAAACAUAAAAAAGGACAAAAAGAAUGCGCACUCCUUGGACACUGACAAGGUUUGUUAGAUGGAGAGUAAAGGACUUGGCUUCAUGUUUCUUGGCUUGCAGGUUCCCUUUAGAAGAAGAACCAGAGAUACAUCGAUCUUCAUCGCCUCAACUUCCAAUCAGAAACAUGGUUUUUGAAACCAAGGAUGAGACCAGAGACAAGAAGAGGAACAAAAGACUGUCCCGGAGAAACAGAUGCAACAAUGAUAGACAGCUAAAACAGAGUCCAACAGUGUCCAGGAUCGAUACUCCAGUAGAAAAUGGGAAUGACAACUCAAGCUGGCCACGUUUUUCUGAUGAAGAAUAUAUAGUCUUCUGCUUUAGAGAAGAUGGAGCCUUCGACGUUGUGAUGGAUAAUAUCAAAUCCGAAGAAUCAUCACUGCCUGUUAAUCGAAAGCUUAAUUAUGCUGAGGUUAAAGAAACAGAGAAGCAAAGCAGUGAUAAGGGAAGAUCAAAUGAAGUUGGAAAUGAGGGAGAGAUCAUUCCUAACCGAGGGACGGUUUCUGUUGAAUCAAGUGACUCUAAUCAAUCUGAUGGCAGCACAGGAUCCUUUGCCUUUCCUGUACUGGGAUGGGAGUGGAUUGGAAGUCCAGUGCAAAUGCCCAAAUCAGAGGGCACGAACCCAAGGAAAAACAAGGCCCCCUCUGUGCGUUUUCAAUGUUUUAGAUUCUGA